Messenger RNA from Cutaneotrichosporon cavernicola, 258 nucleotides. RefSeq lists its product as uncharacterized. NCBI's taxonomy places the organism in Eukaryota, Fungi, Basidiomycota, Tremellomycetes, Trichosporonales, Trichosporonaceae. The transcript is spliced from 3 exons. The record is from RefSeq and is a predicted model, not a curated record. The coding region runs from base 1 to 258 and encodes 85 amino acids.
AUGUCCAACGUAUUCAAGGAGUCUAACGCCCAGCCCACCGCCGCGCCCUCGUUCCUUCAGAAGAAGGGGCUGCUGGGAGGGAAGGGGCUUGGAUCGACCAUGUCGCCCACGGAUAACUUUAUGAGCCCCAUUUCGGCCAAGCUCAACGGAGCGAAGCAGCGCCACUUCCAGAAGGGCAAGCCCGUCUCGCUCGCGUCCAAGCUGAGCUCGCUCGGCAACACUGCUACUCCCACCGAGAAGAAGGACACGCCGCUCUAG